AUGAACGGACAAUCAACUAUUAACGAGCCAGUUGUUCAAACAAUUUUAAGGGAUUUAAAAAUGGUAGGAUACAAGUUAUACCAUGUUUUAUUACCAAGAGGUAAAGCUAUAAAUGCUUUAAGAGAUUGGGAUUUAUGGGGACCUUUACUUUUAUGUUUAGUUAUGGCACUAUCUUUCUUUCAAUGUGUUUGUGUUUUAGGUUAUUGUUUGUUUCCUUUGACAAUUUCUACCAUUAUUAUUUUUAUUCUUCCAGGUGCUGUCGAUAAAAUUUAUGUUAGACUUCCAAUCGCAGGUGGUUUUUAUUUUUGGUCAGUUUUUGCUUCAUAUGGAUUUUUAGCAGGAUCAGUCCCAGAUACACGUAAACUUUUAGCAGUUUAUCCAGUAAUAUUAUUUUAUUUAGUAAUUGCUUAUUUAGUUGUUUCUCAAAACAAAUAA
Dictyostelium purpureum is the source of this 435-nucleotide messenger RNA. RefSeq lists its product as uncharacterized. Bases 1 to 435 code for a protein of 144 amino acids. NCBI's taxonomy places the organism in Eukaryota, Evosea, Eumycetozoa, Dictyosteliales, Dictyosteliaceae. The transcript is spliced from 5 exons. The record is from RefSeq and is a predicted model, not a curated record. Gene Ontology annotation, cellular component: membrane; trans-Golgi network. Gene Ontology annotation, biological process: endoplasmic reticulum to Golgi vesicle-mediated transport.